Molecule: messenger RNA, 3790 nt
Organism: Leptidea sinapis
Lineage: Eukaryota; Metazoa; Arthropoda; Insecta; Lepidoptera; Pieridae
Gene: Arl1
Product: ADP-ribosylation factor-like protein 1
Exons: 5
Coding region: 196-738 (180 amino acids)
Biological process (GO): intracellular protein transport; vesicle-mediated transport
Cellular component (GO): Golgi apparatus; cytoplasm
Molecular function (GO): GTPase activity; GTP binding
Source: RefSeq, a predicted model, not a curated record
ACGUCAAAUCACUGUUUCCUCUGUUUUGUGAAUUCUUCUUGUAAUGUUUUAACAAAUGUGUUGUCUUAAAAUAAUAUCUAAUCUAAAUGGUUAAUUGCCAAAUAAAAUAGACUUUAAUAUCAACUGUGCAGACAACCGUAAAUUGUGUUCCUGUGUGUUUAAACUAAUGUUUUACUAGUCAAACUUGAGCACAACAUGGGUGGUCUAUUUAGUUACUUCAGAGGUUUGUUAGGGGCCCGUGAGAUGAGGAUAUUGAUCCUUGGUUUAGACGGCGCCGGGAAGACCACAAUACUAUAUAAACUUCAGGUCGGUGAGGUAGUGACGACGAUACCAACUAUUGGUUUUAAUGUGGAACAAGUGACUUACAAAAAUCUGAAGUUUCAAGUAUGGGACUUGGGUGGACAAACCAGUAUAAGGCCUUACUGGCGAUGUUACUAUGGCAACACAGAUGCAAUAAUAUAUGUAGUGGACUCUGCAGACAGAGAUAGAAUAGGAAUAUCUAAAGAUGAGCUCGUGCAUAUGUUGAGAGAGGAAGAGCUAGCGAACGCCAUUCUCGUGGUUCUAGCCAAUAAGCAGGACAUGGCAGGCUGCCUGACCGUGGCUGAGGUGCACCAGGCCCUGGGUCUGGACGCACUGCGCGACCGCACAUUCCAGAUUUUCAAGACAUCAGCAGUUCGUGGAGAGGGUCUUGACCAGGCGAUGGAUUGGCUUUCUAAUGCACUACAAGCUAGAAAAUAACGUACAGCGUUAAGAAUUACAGUGGAAUAAACGCAGGAAGAGAUCGCAGCGCGCAGUGAUGUUGUAUGUAACGCCAUUAGGAUAAGUACUUAGUGUUGCCGUUCCCCACAUUAUUGUAAAGGCCCCUCCACACCGGUGGCGGCUUUCCUAUUUGUAAAUAUUGUAGCUAAUCCAUGUACCAUUUGUGUAAUAGGAAAUGUUGACAAUUCUAUUGCAGUAAAAAUAGUAUGUUGUAUUUACAGAUCAUUUAAUGAUACCAAGGCUAAUAUUCAUAUCAUUAUUUCUUAAAAACUUCACCUGCUUCAUUAUCUUUUAUUUGGCCCAUGGUCUUCAUUUAACAUGUCAUGUUGUAUGAUGUCAGCCCGUUGACAUAUCAUAAUCAGAGUAGUGAAUUUAAAUGUCAUGUCUUCAUUCUCAAUUAAUAAAAUUAAUAUACAUUAUAUAUUUAAAAAUAGCAUACAAAUUUAAAUAUUAACAAUGUUAACGUUCUCGUUAAUAGCCAAUUUUACAGCAGAUUUCAGAGACUUAGCUCUAAAUAUUAUUAGUCUACGUUCUUAUUGAUACAAUCAUUAACAUAAAAUUGAGGGUAGGAUGAUAUUUUUCUAUCACAGUAUUAUGUUGCCCAUUUCAUGGUUUUUAGUCCAUAAAUUAAACAAGGCAUCAAAAUCAAAAUUGUCGUUGUUCGAAAUUGUCAGUAAAAUAAUGUUUAAUUCGAUCUCAGCCAACACUAAAAUCUUGAAUACACAUCCAUAUACCUACCUAAAGUUAUGCUCGGCGGACAUCUUGGAUUUCAUAAAAUCAUCGUAAAACCUUUCUCUAUUUCCCCGAGAAACUUGGAAAGGAUAUAUAUCCCCGUAUUGUUAAAAUCUUAUAAUUUUGCGCAGCGAACCUUAGAAACUGUAUCCAUUUCGUUGCGAUGAUUUUUCGCGGCGGCCAUCUUGGAUUUUUAAAAUGAUCCCUUCCCUACAUCCCCGAGAUCCUUGGAAACAAAAUCCAUACUUUUGAAUCAUUAUUUUGCGUGGCAACCAUUUUGGAUUUCAAAAAUGUUCCCACGUUCGUUCUCUACUCCUACAACUGCUACCUUGGAAAGGAAAUACAUAUUGCUAUAAUGAUCAUCUUGUAUUUAGAAAUAAUUACAAUGUCAAUAACAGACAAUAUCGUUCCUUGCAACCCCGAGAAUCUUGGAAACGAUAUACAUAAUGCUUGUAGGCAAACUCACAUUCGCAUGCAUAAUUAGUAAGGGUAGGCCGGGGCGCACACCAGACUAACUCUUACACCAGUGACACGCAUGUCAACGCCAAAAUAAUUACGCCACAAAUGUCUGGUGUGCGACCUAACUUAUAAAGAUUUCUCAUCUAUCAUUACAUUAUUGUAACGGCAUAGAUAUUUGUAUGAUUUUACCAAAAUAUUUAAAAUGAAUUUACCAAAAUAUUUAAAAUGAAUCACAAACAAUAAAAUUGUUAAAAGUUAACAUAGCAUGGAGAAGAUUUAGUGGUUAGUUGUUGGAAGACAUGCUGUAUUAUAGCAGUGUCAUCUUAAAAUUCUGGGUGAUAAGUGCAGCUUAGCAUCAGGUGGGCCAUCAUUGUACAGGAAGAUAUCAUCAUAUGGCAUCCCACGUUUUAAAGCUCGAUAUGUAACUACCCGGUUACAUCAUCUCUGGACUUGACGUCGAUGACGUCACAUCGUUGGUUUGUUACGGUGUGCAAAACAAGCAACACUAGGAUAUUAUUAUUACGAAUAAAUAAAUAAAAAAUAUUUAUUUUGUCAGUAUUAUAGAUUGAUGUAAAGGUGCUGUGUUGUGAUGCUGAUGAUUAUUAUUAUUAUAAUAAUGAAAAAUCUAUCAAAGAAUCGGGUUUGAGUAAAAAAAGAUUUUAUUUUUCUGGAAUUAUAGCGAAACAGAACAACAAAAACUACAAAACUCUUAACAAUAAAAGUCAAAACGUAACAAUGAAAACUUCAAAAACAAAGCAGUGACUACACGAAAAUGUCAGUACAUGUAACGGUGAUGAAACUGCAAACCGUACGGAAUAAAACAGGACGAGCGUGGGGGGGUGAAAGGGGAAGGGGAGGUUUCUUCACGUUCCAGCGAGGUCCAGAGAUUAUAUGACCGUGUAGUAACAGUAACCAUUAUGUAUGUAGCUGUGGGGCGGCGAACUGUCGACUAGUUAAUUGAAGUGUGAAUGUGUUUGGGUUCCGCAGGGCGCGAUGUAACCAAUCGAUUCCAUUAAUUGUUGCUUGAUGAUGUCACGCAGACAUUUGUAGCGCUCUCUGUGACGUCAUAUCUUGCGAUCACGAUGAACGGCCGUUUUCAAUUACCUAGCUUAGUUUUACUUACUAGAGGUAGACAAAUCUAUCCUUUUACGCUUACUUACAUUUCAAUAAUCUAUCGACAGAUAGCAUUGUACUAUAAUAAUAUAACUAUAUUGGACAUAACUAUGGGUAGCUAGGAUCUUGUCAUUAAACGGUGACAGCCAUCUAUCAGAGAUACGGUUUUGUAAACGGCCGUUAAUAUUUUAUGACAUCGGGCUAUCUUGGGGAAGUAUAAUAUUGGAAUAGAUAGAGAUCAAAGUAACUAACAGCCAGCAACCAAGCUGUAUUAACACGUAUUUUCGGUUAAAUCUAUUUUGAUAUUAAGAUAAACGAUUGCCAUCAACUCUCUCCGAGUAUUUGACGGAUAUCCAUUUAAUCAAUUAUAUCUCUUUUCUAUUUACUACUAAAUAUAUAUUUAUAAUGGAUAUAUUUAUUUAAUUAGUUCAAUUCACAAUUAUUGAUAUACGGUAUUAUUUAUAUAUUUAUAGAUUAUGAAGUAGGUAUUAAAAAGUUCAUGAUUAUGUAAUACUAUCUCAAUUCAGAGGCCCGCGAAACUGCUAGUUUCAAACCUACCCACAUUGUGUUACAUCGCUCUCUGUAGUGACCGGUGGUGCGACAAGUAUUUUAAGUAAUUUUAUUACAAUAAUAAUAUAUUGUGUAUUUGUAACAGUUGUUGUACAAGUAUAUAUUGUAUAGGGUGGCCAGUGCAGGCGGAUUGUUUCAAAUACAUUAUUCCAUAUUU